GACAUGCAGUGGGCCAACAGAGAACACACUCACCCGGCGUCUGUCUGCAGCCUGCCCUGUAAGCCCGGGGAGAGGAAGAAAACAGUGAAAGGAGCUCCUUGCUGCUGGCACUGCGAGCGCUGUGAAGGUUACAACUACCAGGUGGAUGAGCUCUCCUGUGAACUCUGCCCUUUGGACCAGAGACCAAACAUCAACCGCACAGGCUGUCAGCUCAUCCCCAUCAUCAAACUGGAGUGGCAUUCCCCCUGGGCCGUGGUGCCUGUGUUCAUUGCCAUUUUGGGAAUCAUCGCCACCACCUUUGUGAUCGUGACCUUUGUCCGCUAUAACGACACACCUAUUGUGAGGGCUUCGGGACGCGAACUUAGUUACGUGCUCCUAACGGGGAUUUUUCUCUGUUAUUCAAUCACCUUUUUAAUGAUUGCAGCACCAGAUACAGUCAUCUGCUCCUUCCGACGGAUCUUCCUAGGACUCGGCAUGUGUUUCAGCUAUGCAGCCCUUCUUACCAAAACAAACCGAAUCCACCGAAUAUUUGAGCAGGGGAAGAAAUCUGUCACAGCGCCCAAGUUUAUCAGUCCAGCAUCCCAGCUGGUGAUCACCUUCAGCCUGAUCUCCAUCCAGCUCCUGGGAGUGUGUGUCUGGUUUGUUGUGGACCCACCGCACAUCAUCAUUGACUAUGGAGAACAGCGGACUCUAGACCCGGAGAACGCCAGGGGAGUGCUCAAGUGUGACAUCUCUGAUCUGUCGCUCAUUUGUUCACUAGGGUACAGUAUCCUCUUGAUGGUAACUUGUACUGUUUAUGCCAUUAAAACAAGAGGAGUUCCAGAGACUUUCAAUGAAGCCAAACCUAUUGGAUUCACCAUGUAUACCACCUGCAUCAUUUGGUUAGCUUUCAUCCCCAUCUUUUUUGGUACAGCCCAGUCAGCAGAAAAGAUGUACAUCCAGACUACAACACUUACUGUCUCCAUGAGUUUAAGUGCUUCGGUGUCUCUGGGCAUGCUCUACAUGCCCAAGGUUUAUAUUAUAAUUUUUCAUCCAGAGCAGAAUGUUCAAAAACGCAAGAGGAGCUUCAAAGCUGUGGUGACAGCUGCCACCAUGCAAAGCAAACUGAUCCAAAAAGGAAAUGACAGACCAAAUGGCGAGGUGAAAAGCGAACUCUGUGAGAGUCUUGAAACCAACACUUCCUCUACCAAGACGACAUAUAUCAGCUACAGCAAUCAUUCAAUCUGAAACAGGGAAAUGAUACAAUAUGAAGAAAUGUGGUAUGCGAUCUUAAACAAUGAACGUGACACCACCAACACUCACUCCUGGAGAUCUCUGUAGACUACAAUCAAAUCAAUAGUCAAUCUUGUAAGGAACAAAAAGUAGCCACAAGCCAAAAGUAUCAAUAACAGGGAGUGAAGAAACCCAUUUUAUAUAAUACAACCAAUGAGUGUCAAGCUAAAGUAUUGCUUACUCAUGAGCAGUUAAAAAAAAAAUCACAAAAGGAAAACUAAUGUUAGCUUGUGAAAAAAAAAAUGCUGUUGAAAUAAACCAUGUCUGAUGUUAUUCUUGUAAGUAUUUUUCUGUGAUUGUGAGAACUCCCGUUCCUGUCGCACAUUGUUCAACUUGUAUAAGACAAUGAGUCUGUUUCUUGUAAUGGCUGACCAGAUUGAAGCCCUGGGUUGUGCUAAAAAAAUAAAUGCAAUGGUUGACGCAUGCAAUUUUUUAUACAAAUAAUUUAUU
Aethalodelphis obliquidens (Pacific white-sided dolphin) is the source of this 1722-nucleotide messenger RNA. Its product is annotated as metabotropic glutamate receptor 8. Lineage: Eukaryota; Metazoa; Chordata; Mammalia; Artiodactyla; Delphinidae. Bases 4 to 1227 code for a protein of 407 amino acids. The record is from RefSeq and is a predicted model, not a curated record. Gene Ontology annotation, biological process: G protein-coupled receptor signaling pathway. The transcript has 3 exons. Gene Ontology annotation, molecular function: G protein-coupled receptor activity. Gene Ontology annotation, cellular component: membrane.